Pygocentrus nattereri (red-bellied piranha) is the source of this 3400-nucleotide messenger RNA. It is a transcript of the gene gps2, whose product is annotated as G protein pathway suppressor 2. The coding region runs from base 198 to 1283 and encodes 361 amino acids. Gene Ontology annotation, cellular component: transcription regulator complex. The record is from RefSeq and is a predicted model, not a curated record. The transcript has 12 exons. Gene Ontology annotation, biological process: regulation of transcription by RNA polymerase II. Gene Ontology annotation, molecular function: transcription coregulator activity. NCBI's taxonomy places the organism in Eukaryota, Metazoa, Chordata, Actinopteri, Characiformes, Serrasalmidae.
AUGCGCCGCGGACACGCCCCCCUGACCGGAAGUGCGUCUCAGCUGCGGUUCUGGCCCGGUUCUGUGUUUAAACGCGGCGUUCGUGGAGCUGAAACCCGUCCAAAGGCCAAGAACCAGCGAGCGGGGAGAUUUUCUGACCUUCAGCCGCUUCAAACGCCACAAACCGGGCAAAACUGGCCCCUCCAGUCCCCGCCAUCAUGCCCGCGCUGCUGGAGAGGCCCAAGCUGUCGAACGCGAUGGCGCGAGCUUUACACAAGCACAUCAUGAGGGAGAGAGAGAGGAAGAGGCAGGAAGAGGAGGAGGUAGAUAAAAUGAUGGAGCAGAAGAUGAAGGAGGAGGAGGAGAGGAAGAGAAAGAAGGAGAUGGAGGAGAGGAUGUCUUUAGAGGAGACCAAGGAGCAGAUAAUGAAGAUGGGCGAGAAGCUGCAGGGUCUUCAGGAGGAAAAGCACCAGCUCUUCCUGCAGCUGAAGAAGGUUCUGCACGAGGAGGAGAAGCGCAGGAGGAAAGAACAGAGCGACAUGACGACGCUGACCUCAGCUGCCUAUCAGCCCAACAUGGCCAUCCACUCAGGCCAGCACCUCCUGAGCAUGCAGGCGAGUCCAGUAAGUCACGGCCGUCCGGCGGCUCUGUUAGGAGAGCGUAAUAAACAGCUGUUUCAGCCUCCGGUCAUUUCUGGUCGUCAUUAUCAGUCCCAGCCAGGGUUCAGCGCUCCUGGAGCGGAUCACGGGCAGUUUUCCGGAGCUCAGCCGGGUCACGGGCCGUACGGGGUCACCCAGCAACAACAUGCCUCCCCCUUCACCCCCAGCCAGCCUGUGCCGGUCAGCUACGCCAGCAGCCCACAGAUCAGAGGUGCGUCAGCGUUCCCGGCCAUGCAGUACCUGCCCCAUCAGCAGCAGGGCUACACCGUACACAGCCACUUCACCUCUCAGCCAGGUUUUAUUCCAAGUACUGGUAUUCCUCUGCAGAAGCAGUUGGAGCACGCUAACCAGCAGUCUGGCUUUACUGACUCUAGCACUCUGAGGCCCAUGCAUCCUCAGGCUCUCCAUGCUAGUGCGGCCGGUUUGCUGCCCACUCCGUCCAUUGCUGUCCAGAUCCCUUCUGCCAAGGCUGGCUUGCCGUAUGCCCACCCACCCAGGCCAGCCUCCCCAGGAGCGUUCACACACACGGCCCCCCCACAGUCAGCGCACGCGGCCACGUUCCAGAGCUCCUCCCAGCCGCCGCCCCGCCACACCUACCUCUCUCACAGCCAGUCGGGACAGAGGUUCUAUCACCAUGGCAAAUAGCCGGCCUACCAGGUGGCGGAGAUUUAGAUUCGGGUGUGACUCACUCCAGCUUCAGCACGUCACAGCCACACAGUACCGUGGUUCCGCUUUAGCGUAGAGAACGUUUACGAUGAUAAUUAAUCAGCAUGAGGACAAACGUCUGUUAGCUUCAUACUUCAUUACUGCAUCCACUAACAUUCGCUCUCAUACCGUCAGCGGGCAGGAGCUUCGAAGGAGAACUUCACUGUUUGUCCUCCUGAUCUCCGUCUGCUGUCCCUGUAGAUCAGACAGUAACUUCAACACAUUCCACUGAGCGUCAGUACCAUCAAACUAGCGCAUCAUAGGGGUCAAUGGGCCGGUGCUGAACUCGUGCCGAACACGUAUUUUCACAGAAUUAAUUUUUUAUGAUUUAUUUAGUUGAAAUUUAAAAAAUGAAGCCGAAGUCAUGCAAAAAAAGACUAUUAACGUGAAAUUUAGAUUAAAAAUAAUCUGUUUAAUAUGAAUAUUAGUUGAUAUUUAAAUGUAAAUAAUAGCAUUAAAAUAUUUUUAGUCCUUUGGGAAGAAAAGUCAUGUAGGGCGACCACACAUUAAUAAAAAAUAAAAACAUUUAAAUGUUAAGACUACUGAAGGGGUGCUAACCAACCUGUGUACUCGGACCCUCGUAUAAACCUUCGUCCUUGAGCUCAAGGUUAUACGUACUUUUAAUGUUUUAUUUCACUUUAAUAUUUAAUUUUAAUUCAAGUAGAUGAUCAUUAAUGUAAUAAUAAUAACACAGGUUUGUAGUUUUUCUGGGGUCGCACCGCCUGACUGAGCCGAACCAGCGACUGAAAACUGACCGUUUUUUUCUGUAUUUUUAAAAAAGGCUGGUACUUUUUAUUUUUGAGGGUCAGUAAAGAUCAAUGCCCACUUUUUCUUAAGAGCAUGACAGAAUAAAAGUCCUUUGUUUUUGGUUGCGCCGUGUGACAUUUAAUGGAAUCAGAAUUUACAAAUGAAAGUUUUUCAAAACUUUUAAUAAGCUGCACGACUCUGCAACAUUUUGUGGUUUCAAGGUUGUCGAUCAUAAAAUCAAACUAUUUUAUUUAAAAUUUAAUUUAUUUAAAUCUUAAUUAUACUUUUUGGUUGGUGGGUGGACGGUCACACCACCUGACAUUUUUAGACAGUCGCACUGUGUCACUUUAUAUAAAUGCCUAGAAUAAUUUUAAUGAAUUAAUUAAAUUUAAAUAAAUGUUUGAAAUUAUUUAAUAUUUAAUGCACUAAAAUGCAUUAUCAAAAGGGGGUCAUUGUGUGAUGAUGGCAUACGUCACAAAGUUUAAUUAAAAUUAAUAACACUUAGUGAAUUUAAAUUAGAAUUGAUUUAUUUAAUAGGAAAUCAAAGGCCUGGUUUGUUCAGACGUGGGACUAGUUUUCCCAGAGGUCGGAAUCUGUGGUGAUGCAUUAUUUUUCAGAGGCUCCGCCUCCUGGUCGCCAUGGAUACUAGAAAUCUUAAUAAAAGUGAAAGAAAUCAGGGCUGCUUUUGCCAGUUCGCUCUAACAGAAUUGAAAAUUUUCAGCCUCACAUGUUAUUGGAAUGGAUGGAAUUCAGCAGCUGCCCAUUGACUUCCAAUGAAAGUGUUUAUGCCAAGCUCAGGGAAACGUACGGAAAUAGUUGUCUGUGGUAUUUAACUGUACGUUACAGAGAAAGUAAGAAGAGAUCAGGAGGAAAAAAUACUGAAAUAUCCCUUUAUGUUAUCAGUGCAGUGACUUCUGUUUGAUGUUCUUAUGUUCAGCAGUCGUGCCAAAUAAGAAAUACUGACAAUAACAAUAAACACAAGCUUAGUGAGACACACAGUAGAGACUGAAGGGCAGUUUUUACGCUGAAAGGCGUAACAGCUGUGGACGCUCGGCCGUGUGGGAUCGCAGCAUCUCCUGCUUUAUUCAUUUUAAGGGUGAGUGAAGCUCUCAGGGCACUUUGUGUAGAUACUGAUAAAUUCCCCAACACACAUGGCCAUGAACACACGGGGAGGAAGAGUUAUUUUCCUAAAAAUAAAAACAAAACAAUAUUUUAAUUUAAUUAAAAUGUGAUAUUUUUAACUCAGUUUGACAAAUUUGCACUUAAAUAGAUCUUACACCACGAUAAUAAACCAGUAUGAGGAAAAAUUA